Messenger RNA from Danaus plexippus (monarch butterfly), 3193 nucleotides. RefSeq lists its product as uncharacterized. The coding region runs from base 1256 to 2833 and encodes 525 amino acids. Gene Ontology annotation, biological process: regulation of synaptic transmission, glutamatergic; G protein-coupled glutamate receptor signaling pathway. Gene Ontology annotation, cellular component: membrane. Lineage: Eukaryota; Metazoa; Arthropoda; Insecta; Lepidoptera; Nymphalidae. The record is from RefSeq and is a predicted model, not a curated record. Gene Ontology annotation, molecular function: group II metabotropic glutamate receptor activity. The transcript is spliced from 4 exons.
UUUAAAUUUCAAAGAUUUCAUUCUUGUGAUGAUUAUCAGAAUUAUAUAAGAGUCAUUUAAUUUCUUCUUAUAUGUGAUAGAACACAAUACGUUGAUAGUAUCGUAUACGAAUACAUAUCACGUGUGAUUAAUGACGCGUGAUGUGAUAACAGAAACUUGGGAGUCGACGACGCGGAACGCGAAAGUUGAAAAAGACUUCAACGAUGCUGACCGAAUAGAAAAUUUAUUACAGCCUUGUUUAUAACCACCUAGUAUUAUAUCGAAAUGUUUGCAUGUGUUUUGCUGAAUCUGAAACAAAUAUAACGUAUGUCUAGUAACUGAUAAGCAACUAUUAAAAUAAAUUCAAACAGGGUCCCACACAAAAUAUACAUUUAUUAAAAUGUUUGACAUAUAGGGUUUAAGCACCCUAAACGUUACUAACUUGUCGUAAACUGAAAUAUUGAUAGCUAUUAUUUUGGGAUUCCCUUAAUAUUUCACCACAAUUAACGUGAAGGCAUAAGGGUGUUUAUAUCGCAUCUAUAGUGUAAGUAAACGCUGAGAACUAUGAAAGGCUGUAAACAUUUUUUUUUUUAUCAAUAUUUAUAUUCUAGCUCCUCGAAUUCCUAAUUAAUAUUUCCAUUAAUGUAUCCUGCUAUUAAAAUUAUUCAAAAGCAGGAGCCAACGGAAUAACUGGUCAAGUCUGCAUUUAAACUGGUUGUGUUACAGCAUCGUGUUUAAUCAAGAAAUGAGAAGUAAUGAGAUAAAUAUUUUCUUACGCAUAAGGCAAACAGAGGGCUUUGAGCUCCCGUAUUCCACAAUUUACGACGCGACGUUUAGUCGCAAGUAUUUUAUGGAAAUACCAGUCUUUUAUUGAGCUGAAAAUAAGUACAUUUUAUUUUGUUUUGUUUUAUUUUGAGAUAUUUUAAAUCGAUUACAGGGAUGGUAAACGAUCUUUUACAUCGGGAUAACAUUUUCAAUAUCAUAAAACUGUUGUUUGGUGAUUGUGACGCAAUUUCCAGAAACUAGCUUGGCAAAGCGCGAAACUUGUGUCUAGUGAUGUUCUCGAUGCACGCACGUGCAUCCGUCACGCUUCGAAGACAAUCCGACAUUUAGUCCGUCCUUAGCCUUCGCGGCACACGUACGCACCUCAGUGACUAUGUAUAAGUGUACUCCCGGCGUUAUAUGUAGCAAGGCAUAAAUCUUAAAGAAACUUUAGGCAGCGAAGUUCGGAUGCGUGUGCACCGAGGGAGAAGCAGCUGAGGGCCGGCCGGGCCAGAUGGCGGACGUAGCAGUGCGAGCCCUGCUCUUCACCGCGUUACUGGCCACCCUCGCUGACGCUGGUGCGGCACGGUUUGGAGAUCGCCUAGCACCACGUGUUCCUGUUCCGUACGCACCACGCAACAUUCCAGCUGAACUCCAUUAUUUAGAGAAUGAGAACAAUAGGGUGAUAGAUCAGAAUUAUGAUGAAAACGUCAAUGAUGAACGAGUCGAGCCACAAAAAGACAUUUUACCCUCACCGCGACGACCCACUCGUACGGAGGCACAUCGACUAGAAAUGAGCACAGAAUAUUUUGUCAUACCUCAUCGGAAGUCAUCGGUACCAGCGGUUUCCACUUCAAGAGUAGUCGUCGUUACCACAUCACGUCCCGCAAAUACAACCGCCUCAGUAAUAAUAGCACCACACAAUGUACAGAUAUUAAGAGCGCAACCAUGGGCCGUACCAAUAUUGGCAUUAGCGUGUGUGAGCAUGGCAAUUAUUGGAGGUUUUGAAGCAUUUAUAGUGUGGGGUGCAAGUCGGAAAGCGCCAAGUCAACGUCAUCUACUUCUAGGCCAAUGUUUAUUGUUCGGACUUUUUACUUGUGCAGCGACCGCAGCACUCUUUACCGCAGCGCCAACUGCAUUUACAUGUGGUGCCGUACGAUUUGGAACAGGCGUAGCCUAUGUGAUUGUUUUUGCGUCCCUAUUAGUGAAAUGUGUAUUUUUGUUAAGCUUAAAUGGUGGAGUGUACUUACCAGCAGCAUACCAAGGACUUUUAUUAUUCUUUGCCGUAAUGAUUCAAGUUGCAAUAGGAGCACAGUGGAUAGGAGGGUCGCCGCCUAAAGUGGCCAACGGGGCCAUGAAAUGUGAUUCACCACUUGCUGACCUAUUACUUUCAUUAUGCUAUGCCGCUUUUCUGAUUGCUGUGGUUUGUGGUGUAGCGUUAAGAUCACGAGGAAUUCGCGAUAAUUAUAGAGAAGCGACUCACAUUGCUGGUGCUGGCGGUGCCACUGCAGCCGUGUGGAUCUGUUGGAUAGCGGCUGCAUUAGGGGCACCGGAACAGCAUCGUGAAGCAUGUGUAGGAGCGGGCCUGAUAAGCACAUGUGCAGUCGUAUUCGCUUUAAUGUUUGCACCAAAAGGCAGACGAUUAGCUGCACUAGGCCGCGAAGGAAGGUGGGAUGCCGAUAGAGAGGAAGGACUCAGCUCCAUAGGCGCUGGUGGUUCUGGUUACUCACCGUCCUUUUUCCACUUCAAACCAGUUAAAUACGGAAUGGUGUCUGCCGCUGCCCCAGUUCCAACGCCAGCGCCUGUGAUAGACCGCAAGGAGCACCAAGCUCAGCCAGCCGAUUAUUACGGAGCUCUGUACGCCGGUUCGCACCCGCACUCACGUUCACUGUGUCCACCGCCACAUUACCCCCUGCACCCACUAACGCACUACCACUACAAUUACCAGCACUAUAAUUAUCUCCUGCCACCAGGCGUUAUGAUGCGUCCAGAGGAGGGCAACGUGUACACGAGCGUGGAGCCCACCUUCAGCAGCAACCCCAACGUGUAUUUCCAACGACAGGAACCUUUGCACGUCGGCAUGAUGUACUGAGCCGCUGACAAACCAGCGUUCCACGCGAACAGUGAGAUUUGACAGUGCAACCCCUAGUCACCACUUGUAUAUAUAUGGUGAUUCAAAAUGUCUACCAUUAUUUAUUGAUGAAACGACUUCAGUGACAAUAAAAAUGGUUGCGAAUGUUAUUUAUAAGCUAUAUAAAGCUAAAUGUAAAAAUAGGGGAUGAAUAACACAUUAGCAUAUCAAAGUAGUAAGAUACUUAAUAUAUUAAAUUGUGAUUUAUUUUUAUAAUACCCACCCAAAAUAAUUUGAGAACACUCAAGGUCUACUAUAAUGUUAGCUAAGUAAUGUAAGUUAUAUAUCUAUAGGACUGUAAAUAAAACUAAAGACUGUUAA